GCACAUCUUGACCGACUCAGAAGGAAGGUCGGAUUUCUUCGUGUUUAAAGAAAAGAAAAAUGUCCUCGUGUCUGUAGAGAUGAUUUGCAGUUCAGCCCGGCUGAAGCUGAGCGAAUGAGACUAUGGGCUGUGCCUCCGCCAAGCAUGUUGCCACUGUUCAAAAUGAAGAGGAAGCCCAGAAAGGGAAAAACUACCAGAACGGAGAUGUGUUUGGCGAUGAGUAUAGGAUCAAACCGGUGGAAGAGGUCAAAUACAUGAAAAACGGGGCAGAAGAGGAGCAGAAAAUAGCAGCCAGGAACCAAGAAAACUUGGAAAAAAGUGCCAGUUCCAACACAAGACUCAAAACGAAUAAAGAGAUUCCAGGAUUAGUUCAUCAACCCAGAGCCAACAUGCAUAUCUCCGAGAGCCAACAGGAAUUCUUCAGAAUGCUGGAUGAAAAAAUCGAAAAGGGUCGAGAUUACUGCUCGGAAGAAGAGGACAUCACAUAGCACCCAUCUUCCACUCACCCCAGGAGCUACUACUGUGUAAAUAGGUUGCACCCAGUUGAAAUCUUUGCAGAGGUCGGUCCUCCUCAAGGAGCAGCGCCAUAGGAAAGGAUCGUUCCAUAUCGUAUGCCCCAUUCAGUUACAGUGUUUCCUAAUGAACUUGCAGAGGGAUAUUGCUAAAAACAAACAACACAACUGUCAUUGAACUUUCUUUGUUGCUGCUAGUUAAAACUUGUUGCAACUUCUCACUUCUCUUGUGUCCAGGUGUGCAGCAAAACUCUGCGAUUUCACCUUAAAGAUACCGUUUGUUUUACAGAGGCUCUCCAACCUAUUUUCUAUAAGAUGAGGUAGUGGUGAAGUCAGAUAUCAAACUUCUAUUCUAGAGCGGUCCGCUUCUCCGCGCUUCCUUCCCCCUCUCCUUCCUUCUUCCCUGUCUCUCCCAGAGCGGUUCAGAGCCUUGCUUCUCACGGGCCAUGUUGCGCUUUGGAGGUGGGGUGGUUGCUAUGGCAAGCCUCGUUUCUCUGCCAAGAAGAAGUAGAGAAGCUCUUACUGAUUAAACGCAUGUUGUGACCUGAGUCCUGGAAGUGACCCGGGUGUGCGCAGCAGGGUGUCAUGUAUCGGGUGACCGAAUCAAGGAUUAAGCUUGCAACGUUGGCUUUGCUCGGAUGCAGACGGGGGGGUGUGAUCACAAUCAUUUCAAAUCCCUCUUCCCCACUUUUUUUUUUUCUAAGAAAAUAAACAUUUUACUGUUUUUAUG
Molossus molossus (Pallas's mastiff bat) is the source of this 1242-nucleotide messenger RNA. RefSeq names its product chromosome unknown C1orf21 homolog (gene CUNH1orf21). The coding region runs from base 123 to 488 and encodes 121 amino acids. The record is from RefSeq and is a predicted model, not a curated record. Lineage: Eukaryota; Metazoa; Chordata; Mammalia; Chiroptera; Molossidae. The transcript has 5 exons.